Messenger RNA from Phodopus roborovskii (desert hamster), 974 nucleotides. Its product is annotated as vomeronasal type-1 receptor 4. The transcript has a single exon. Gene Ontology annotation, cellular component: membrane. NCBI's taxonomy places the organism in Eukaryota, Metazoa, Chordata, Mammalia, Rodentia, Cricetidae. The record is from RefSeq and is a predicted model, not a curated record. Bases 33 to 974 code for a protein of 313 amino acids. Gene Ontology annotation, biological process: G protein-coupled receptor signaling pathway. Gene Ontology annotation, molecular function: pheromone receptor activity.
CCCUAAUAAAUUUAUUUACAUUUUUAAUAGGAAUGAAAAUGUCUUCUAGCAACAUGGCAGUGGGAAUUUUCCUCUUCUCCCAGAUCACAGUGGGCAUGCUUGGAAAUUCCUUAAUACUAAUUUAUUAUGUCAUUUUGAUAUUCACUGGAAAGCAUUUAAUGCACAAAGACCUGAUUAUAGAGCAUUUGACUUUUGCCAACUUCUUAUCUAUCAUCUCAAGAGGAAUUCCACAGACAAUGUCAGAUUUUGGAUUUAAGUAUUUCCUAGAUGACAUUGGAUGUAAAUUGAUAAUGUACAUUUACCGAAUAUCAAGGGGGGUGUCCCUGUAUGCCAUGUGCUUACUCAGUUGCUUCCAAGCAAUCACAAUCAGCCCCAGCAACUCCAGGUGGAUGAAGCUAAAACACAGAGCCACCAAGUUCAUUGGCCCCUCCUGCUCACUCAGUUGGCUUGUGCAUCUGCUUCUAAACAUCUGGACACCAGCAAGAGUGUCAGGACCCAUUUACAACAAAAGUACAACUACUAGGAUGAGUUAUGGAUACUGCUCAUGGUUUGCUUACGGUAAUGUGGCAACAGCAUUGUAUAUAUUCUUACUGUGCUUCAGUGAUGGCCUGUGCCUGGGUCUCAUGGCCUGCUCAAGUGUCUCCAUGGUGAUUAUACUCUACAGACAUAAGGGACAAGUCAAGCAUAUCCAUAGUGCUCAAUAUUUUCUAAAAGUCUCACCUGAGGAGAGAGCUGCCCAAACUAUCCUCAUGCUGGUGUGCGUAUUUGUCAUCUUUUACUCAUUCUCUUCUAUUGUGGUUAUCUUUUCGACCUACUACAAAGCUCCAAUGCUAUGGGCAGUAAGUGUAUUUCUAUUUCUAGAAAUAUGCUUUCCCAUAGUUUGCCCCUAUGUUCUCAUCAGCAAUAUCAAGGCUAGUUCCAGCAUAUUUUUAUCCUGCUGUAGUAAAAGAAAUCUUCCUUCAAGUUUGACAUGA